This is a messenger RNA of Acanthamoeba castellanii str. Neff, 1239 nucleotides long. Its product is annotated as diphosphomevalonate decarboxylase. The transcript is spliced from 11 exons. NCBI's taxonomy places the organism in Eukaryota, Discosea, Longamoebia, Acanthamoebidae. Gene Ontology annotation, cellular component: cytosol. The record is from RefSeq and is a predicted model, not a curated record. Gene Ontology annotation, molecular function: diphosphomevalonate decarboxylase activity; ATP binding. The coding region runs from base 1 to 1239 and encodes 412 amino acids. Gene Ontology annotation, biological process: isoprenoid biosynthetic process; isopentenyl diphosphate biosynthetic process, mevalonate pathway.
AUGGCGACGACGAAGGCGCUCUGCGUGACGGCUCAGGCUCCGGUGAACAUUGCUGUGAUCAAGUACUGGGGCAAGACCGAUGAGAAGCUCAUCUUGCCGCUCAAUUCGUCCCUCUCCACCACCCUCAGCAUGACCGACCUCUGCACCACCACCACCGUCAUGGCCAGCAAGGAGUUCAAGGAGGACCGGCUGUGGCUCAACGGGAAGGAGGAGAGCGUGUCGUCCGGCCGCAUGCAGAACUGCAUCGGGCAGCUGGUGGCCCGCAGCGGGCUGCUCAAGCGGCUCGGCGAGAACGUGGAGGAGGGCAAGGCCCGCGAGUACCACUUCCACAUCGUCUCCGUCAACAACUUCCCCACCGCCGCUGGUCUGGCCUCGUCCGCCUCCGGCUUCGCCUGCCUCACCUACACGCUCGGUACUCUGCUGGAGGUUGAGGGCGACCUCUCGGCCAUCGCUCGCCUUGGCUCGGGCAGCAUCUACGGCGGUUUCGUGAAGUGGGUCAAGGGCGAGAAGGCCGACGGCACCGACUCCAUCGCCGUCCAGGUCGCGCCGGAGACCCACUGGCCGGAGCUGCAGAUUUUGGUGUGCGUGGUGAGCGCCAAACACAAGGAGACGCCCUCCACCUCCGGCAUGCAGACUUCGACGGAGACCAGCCCGUUCCUCGCCUACCGGGCGGCGCACAUCGUCGAGGAGCGCAUGAAGCAGAUGGAGGACGCCAUCCACAAGCGCGACUUCCAGCUUUACGGCGAGCUCACCAUGCGGGACAGCAACUCGUUCCACUCGACCUGCCUCGACACCUAUCCGCCGAUCUUCUACCUCAACGACACCUCCAAGACCAUCAUCAACCUGAUCACGUAUGUGAACAAGCACUACGGCAAGAUCAAGAUCGCCUACACCUUCGACGCCGGUCCCAACGCGGUGCUCUACGCCCUGAAGGAGGACACCCCGCUGCUGCUGCACCUCAUCACCCGCUACUUCCCGCCCUCGUCCGACCUCGCCCACUUCGUUGAGGGAAGCGGGCCGAAGGAGUGCGGCGUGGAGUCGAUCGAGUCGCUCGGCGCGCAGCUCAAGGCCAAGGACGCCUCGGUCGAGGCUCUCCUCCAGGAGCUCGACGCCAAGUUUACGCCCCAGCCGGCCUCCAUCCAGCGCGUCAUCCAUACCACCGUGGACAAGGGUCCGCACGUCGUCACCGACGAUGCCCUCUGCCUGAUCGACACCGCCACCGGCCUCCCCAAGGCUUGA